AUGGGCACGCCGCGGCGGCCGCGCCCGCGGCAGCUGGCGCGGACCAACGCCAUGCGGAACUCCUCCUACUCCGCGGACGCCCCCGCCGGCGGCGACGGCGAAGACGACUUCUUGGCCUACGCCGCCGCCGGGGCCGGGGGCGGAGGCGGGUACGCGUCGCAGACCAGCUUCCGCAUCAGCGGCGGCAGCGGCGGCGCCGAGGAGGUCGCCGAGCUCUUCCGCAUGCUCGGCCUCUCCGGGCCCGAGGACUUCGCCAUCCCGCCCGCCGUCUACGCCGCCGCCAUGUCCCACCUCCCCAACGCCGCCCGCCGCCGCGCCUCGCUCGACGACUCCCCUAGAGCCGGACCCGAGGCCUCCUCCUCCUCCUCCGCACCAUCCGAGACCCCAGAAAGUUCUGCCCGCGACGUUGCCGUGGCGGCUAGGCCAUCGGCCGAAGGGGAGGAAGCUGUGCUGGCCACCGAAUUGGUCCAAUCGGAAAUCACACAGGUCACCGCACGAACGUACCAAGCACCAGGAGCCGAAUCGCAAACCAGAUUGGUCCAACAGGAGGUACUGGAAACAACCUCCACAUCAAAGGUCACAGCUGCGUCCAAGCCGGGGAAUGCAGCCGAAGAGAAGGGGAACGACAAGCCGCCCAAAGCAGCAACACUACGAAAAGAGAGGAGAAGGGAGCUGGUGGCUGUGGAGACGACAAGGGAGGCCACUGGUGGUGGUGCCCUGGCUGUCGUCGUUGCAGAGUCCACUUCAGCUGACGUUGAGCAUUGGGUCUCGCCGUCGCCACAUAGGCGGUUCAGGAGGACCAUCACGUCCUGGAUCAAGGGAGGGCACAUCGGGAGCGGAUCGUUCGGGUCCGUCUACGAGGCCAUCAGCGACGAUGGGUUUUUCUUUGCUGUCAAGGAAGUGUCAUUAAUUGACCAAGGAAUCAAUGCAAAACAGCGCAUCGUCCAGCUUGAGCAUGAGGUAUCUCUGUUGAGUCGUUUGGAACAUGACAAUAUAGUUCAGUAUUAUGGAACUGACAAGGAAGAUGGGAAAUUCUAUAUUUUUCUUGAACUUGUGACUCAAGGCUCUUUGGCAGCUUUAUAUCAAAAAUAUUGUUUACAAGAUUCACAAGUGUCAGCAUACACAAGGCAGAUUUUGAAUGGUUUGAACUAUUUACAUCAGCGAAAUGUGCUGCACAGAGACAUCAAAUGUGCAAAUCUCCUAGUUGACGCAAAUGGAUUGGUUAAAUUGGCAGAUUUUGGGCUUGCAAAGGAGAUGUCAAUUCUGAGCCAGGCAAGAUCUAGCAAGGGAACUGUUUACUGGAUGGCCCCUGAGGUUGCUAAGGCUAAGCCACAUGGGCCUCCAGCAGAUAUAUGGAGUCUUGGCUGCACAGUUUUGGAGAUGCUGACCGGCAAAGUUCCGUACCCGGAUAUGGAAUGGACACAUGCUUUGCUCAAAAUUGGGAGGGGAAUACCACCAAAAAUUCCCAAUACGUUAUCAGAAGAUGCACGAGAUUUCAUAGUGAGAUGUGUCCAAUCAAAUCCGAAGGACCGGCCGUCUGCUGCUGAGCUGUUAGACCACCCUUUUGUAAAGAGACCAUUGCAACAUUAAGGCAUCUGAUUGUGUUGCUAACAGAUUUGCUUGUACAUAAGCUGAUUCUAAUGUUACCUGUGGAAAGCUGUGGGUGAUGCUGAGGAAUGAGGAUGAUCCCGCAGCCCAGAAGUGUUCCUUGUUCACACUCGCAUGUUCAAUGUUGGUGGGAGGUCCGAACACUGAAAUUUCUUCCAAUCUGGUGAAAAUUUAGUGAUGUUCAGUUAAAAGGUAACUCUGCGGUACGGAUAAGAUAUUUCCACUCGGAGAUACCUUACCAAACAAAAAAGAGUUACCUUGUUGGUUGAUAGGAUUUGAUUGUUUUGAGCUCUUUGGUGUGUUGUCUCCCGCGUGUGGGUCAAAAUCUAUGUCACCAUGUACAUACCAUGAAUUGACACAUUUAGUUCUUCACUUGCCCCCUUUUUUUAA
Lolium rigidum is the source of this 1998-nucleotide messenger RNA. Its product is annotated as mitogen-activated protein kinase kinase kinase 1-like. The transcript is spliced from 9 exons. Gene Ontology annotation, molecular function: ATP binding; protein kinase activity. Gene Ontology annotation, biological process: protein phosphorylation. The record is from RefSeq and is a predicted model, not a curated record. NCBI's taxonomy places the organism in Eukaryota, Viridiplantae, Streptophyta, Magnoliopsida, Poales, Poaceae. The coding region runs from base 1 to 1590 and encodes 529 amino acids.